Molecule: messenger RNA, 1980 nt
Organism: Leishmania major strain Friedlin
Lineage: Eukaryota; Euglenozoa; Kinetoplastea; Trypanosomatida; Trypanosomatidae
Exons: 1
Coding region: 1-1980 (659 amino acids)
Source: RefSeq, a predicted model, not a curated record
AUGACAUCGCGCGUCCAGCUCGACUUCUUCGUGCCGCCGCCGGAGCGGCGACAGUGCGUGCGCGAACGGCUGGCGCAGCAGCGCGCGCCGAUGUUCGAGUGGCGGCACGACUUCGCGGAGUCAGCUUUCGACGCGGCCACAGGCGAGCGCCGCCCGCUGCGACGCAUCUUUAACCCCGUGGCGAAGGAGCGCCCGGCUUCCGUGCGCCGUAUCCACGCCGCGGCACACAACGCGGGUGCGCACGCUGCAGCCACCACAGCGUCCUCAGCACGGCCAGCGACAGCCCCCGUGUGGGAGGCUGCGGCGAGCGGCAGCGCUGAUCGGCGCAGUGCGUGGAAGCAGUCCGGCUUCAGGUUCACUGAGAACUACUUCCGCAAGAGCGCGCACUUGCCGGUGUCGCAGUUGCGCCCCCACACCUCCGCCUCUGCGUCUGGCUUGCUCCGCAGUGCGCGCCGAGGCGGGGUGUACGUGCCCUACCUGCACGACACCAUUCUCUUCUGCGAGCCUCUGCCGCGUUCGAUGGAGCUGCAUCGUGGUGGCCCUGGUGGUGGCGGCGGCGGCGACGGCGCUGCAGCAGCAGCCGACCAGUUGCCGCCGGUCAAACGGCCGUCCUCCACGGCAAGUGUGGUGCUGGCCGUCACGUGCAACGCCGCCGAGUCGCGCGCGAGGGAGUUGCAGGCGUCGGUUGAUGCGAAGAGGGCAGCGCUGCUGGGCUGCUCGAAGCCGGCGAACUGCCUAUACGCCGCUGGCGUCAAGAGCUUCACCUGCGAUGACGACGUCAGCACAGGGGCAACUGCGCAAGGCGAAACGUGCUGCGACGUCGUGGGGCCCUCCAUCGCGGCCAAGCAGCGCGCGUUGGCGAUGGCCGAGGGCGUGUACACAGACCUCAUCCUUAAUCGAGGCAAAGCUUGGUCAGCAACAGCAACGGCGGCCGCCGCGAAGACGGAGCUGCCGACGGGCGAACUGGCCUACAGCCUGAGGCCGUCCUACGUGCAGUCGCGUCUUCGCCGAACAGCAGGGCGGCGCAGCAGCAGCAGCCAGAAUCUCGGCACCGCCGGCAUCGUCUCAGACCGCUACUCCGCAUCGUUGGACGAAGUGAUGAGUGGCACCACGCAGCACACCACGGCGGUGACAUCGCCCAUGAUGGCGUGCGUGUCAGCGCCACACAUCCGCGGUCACCGCGGCAAUGGUGUAUCGGGACCACCAUCGGAGCGCGCCAUCACGCGGUCCCCUGGCAACGACAGCAUCGCCGGUACAGUGCCGCUUGCGGCGACGGAGGUGGCGCUCGCGGACACAAUCACCUUUGUGCGGCGCAGCGGCAGCACUGCGUACCACAGCAGCACGACGGCGGCACCGCCGCCAGCCCUCUCGCCGAUGGAACUCAGGCACGACGUCGAGGACACAGGGAAGACGCGCAGCCCAGACGGCGUCCGUGGCCUAGCCACAUCCAAGACAUCUCCUACUGCAGCCGCGGCCGGCCUGCGAGCCGGGCACCGCCAGGGCCUUCAGCCGACGUCGUCAUCGUUGCCGAGCCACGGAAACACGCAGCGGCAGUCCGACUCGAACCCCUUGCUGCACCAACUCUACCGGACAAGCAACAGCACCGACUCGCCGACGUACCUGCGCACCUACGGCGAUGCCGGCGGCAGCACCAUCGCUGGCGGCAGCAACUACGGCAGCGGUGAAGGGGGGGGUCAGCGCCAUCGUCGAGAUGGGCGCGACGCCAGAGACAGCCCUCACCAAAGCCCCCUCAGGCCGAGAGGGGGAGGGGACGUGAGCAACGAUGCGCAACAAGAGCACCACCGCUACCAGCGGCCCUUCACGGCGUACCGUCUGCCGACGGAGUCGAAGGAGACGCGGGUGUACGCGGUGCAGUUGCGUGGCUUGUGCAACGCGGACCCGUCGCUUCUCAAGCGCGCCGAGCCGCUGCGGCGCGGGAUACCGGUGAUGCUACCACCGGACUGGCAGCCGAACUGCUGA